Rotaria socialis is the source of this 3027-nucleotide messenger RNA. The record is from the annotation of a GenBank genome assembly. Lineage: Eukaryota; Metazoa; Rotifera; Eurotatoria; Philodinida; Philodinidae.
AUGAAUAUGGAAGGUUGUCCACGUCUUCCUGCUAUAUAUUUUGAUUUAAAAUUAUCUCUAGAAUCAGUUGACUUAUGCGAAAAGAUUCCGAAUUACAUUACGGCUAACUAUCAGGAAAACGGUGCCAAUUUUUCUAGUGAAUGUGAACAAAUAAAUCAUCUGCGUGAACAUGCCAUUAACUGUUCAAUAGACGAAUCUAGCGUACGUUGUCUUAAACGUUAUUUUUGCCAAUUGCAAUUACUACGGAAUCGUUUUCCUAUGCUACCUGAUACAGAAUGUUGUGUUCGAUUUACAUGGGAAGACGGAUUUCAAAAAGAUGAAAGUACAUGUAAUGAUAUUCGGUUUGAAGAAGCUUCUAUUUUAUAUAAUAUUGGAGCAAUAUAUUCAAGACUAGGUGCCAAUGAAACAAGAAAAACUCACGAAAGUUUGAAAAAUGCUUGCACUUAUUUUCGUUAUGCUGCUGCAUGUUUUGAAAAACUACGUGAUCAAUAUACGCCGUAUUCGGUAGAUUUUACUCCGGCCUUGUUAACAUGUCAAGUUGACAUUCUUUUGGGUCAAGCACAUGAAGCUGUUCUUGAAAAAUCUUUUUUGGAUCAACGACCACAUUCAGUUAAUGCGCAUGUAGCAAUGAAAAUCUCAGAUUAUUAUCAAAUGGCACUUUUGAAUCUCAUGAAAACAGAAAUCGCUUCCAUUGUAUCGAAAAGAUUUCGCGAAUGGCGUGUUACUCUAAUAUAUAAAUCAUCAUAUUAUCUCGCAAUAACAUAUUAUUGCAAUGGUCUAAUAGCAGAAGACAAUAGAAAACAUGGUGAAUGCGUUUGCUACUAUGAAAAUUCUAUUGAACGACUUACCAAUGGAUGGAAAACGGCGGAGAAAAUUUCAACAGAUAAAACAAACGCAUAUAAAGAAGCAAAUACGUUUACCAAUGAUAUGAUCAUGAGAAAAUAUAAAAUAGCCAAACGUGAUAAUGAUAAUGUUUAUUUUGAAAAAAUACCUGCAUUAUCAAGUCUACCAAGCGUACAAGGCGCCAUUGUUGCUAAAUCGCAAGCCUUCGAUUGUCAUGAUCCGGAUGUAUCUGGGCCGGAUAUCUUUCGAAAAUUAAUACCAAUGGCUAUACAUUUAGUCGUAUCGGAAUAUAGUGAAGAAAAAGCAAAUCUUUUACGUGAAAUAGUUGAACUAACAGAUAAUAAAAGUCAAGAACUCGAAAAAUUUAUGAAUUGCUUACAAUUGGAUCGUAUUCCGCUAAAUUAUGAGUAUCUUCGUUUACCACGUGAAUUACUCGAUUGUUGUGCUACUGUUGCUAGCCGCUCAAGUAUGCCUAAAGAUUUGGUUUCAGCAAUGCAACAACUUGAUAGUCAACACCAUGCAGUAACCGAACAGAUCAAUGAGUUCGAGCAAUUACUUGAAACGCUCGAACAAGAUAAUGAUUCAAUAAAAUCCAACAAAGAAUAUCAAGAUUUACAAGCAAAUCUUAGAACUAUUCGCGAAAUGCUGUUACAAGCAAACGAAAGUAAUACCGACUUGCAACAACAUAUGACAACAAUCAUCGAACAUUUGAAAAUUCUGAAUUCACCACUUGAACAAAUAGAAAAAACUCUGCCGACGAUAGCUGAACUCGAUGAUGAAAUAAACAAACCAAAACUUGCAUCACUGGCGCUAUUGAUUGAAAAAGUUGAAACAAUGAAAAAACAACGUGAAUCAUUACUAAACGAUUUUCGUAAAAAAAUUCAGGAUGACGAUAUAACAACAUUUGUUCUCAUGCGACGACAAGAAAAUUAUAAAAAUUUAUUUUCUGAACAAUUAAAAAAACAUGAAGAAUUCGUUAAAAUUAUCAAACAAAAUUGUGCAGCACAAGAUAAUAUUUUACAUUCAUUAACAGGAGCCAAUGCAAACAUUGCUGGCAUACGAACAAAACUUUCAACUACAUUGGAAAAUCGUCAUCGAUUGAUUCAAGAAUAUAUAAAUUCAUUUAAAUUAUUUGACGAAACUUUAUCAAAAUCUAAUGAAGGAAUUGAAUUCUAUAAAAAGCAAAAUGAAAAAUUAAAUUCACUAAACGAACGUCUUAAAACUUUAGAAUCGCAACCAUUACCGAAAACUCAAUUGAACACGAAAGUAACAUCUGAAUACAAUACAUUCAGCCAAGAUGUCAAUUCGCCUGCUAUUCCUGAUCGACUACGUCUUAAGGAUUAUUUAGAUGCUAUGAAAUCUGAAACAUGGAGCCCACGAACAACAAAUCGGUCAUCAAUAAAAAUUGAAGAAACUAAGUUUAUACAACCGACAGCGCCAACUCUCAAUGCGAACAAUAGUUUUUAUCCUGAUCGAAUAUCAUCACCGUCAGCCGGUCCUCUAUAUUCAAAUCUGCCAGAACAAACAUACACAAAUCAGCCAACAUUUAAUUCGAAUACACAUCAUCAAGUACAAUCAUUAUUACCUUUGCCAAAUGCAAAUUUGAUAUCAUAUCAAAAACUGUCUCAUAAUCAAUCGAAUACAUUCAAUCAGAAUUCCACUUUAUUUGCUCAAAAUUUCAAUGCUCGACCUCCCAUGUCUUAUAGCAAUGUUAAUACUCAACCAUUUCCUCAACAACAACAACAACAGCGAUUUUAUUCUUCGCAAGCAUUUCAACUUCAACAGCCAGUUUAUCAACCGUUCUUAAAUCAACAGCCAACACUACAAAAUUUCUCAAUUCAUCGCGCAGAUUCGCAAUAUCCAUCCACUUAUCAGAGCCGAAAUUUCAGUGAUUCCAAUCGUACUAUUCAACAACCUUUACCACCGUUGCCAACUAAAUUCGACCCCUAUCGUCCGCAGCCCAUUGGUGCAUAUGACAUUCCAACAACACAACAAACAACGUUGCAACCGCCGUCUCUUAUUCAAUAUCAAGAUAUUUACCGUCCAGACGGUUUGCUAGGACUAAACCAAACAUAUAUGCCAUUAGCCACAUCAAUGAAUAAUGAUCGAAAUCCACUUGUUCAACAUAAUCCAGCUUCGUCUACUCCUAUCGUCUCUUCGUUUUCUAAUUUAUCAAUUAAUUGA